Chaetomium strumarium is the source of this 1392-nucleotide messenger RNA. RefSeq names its product Nuf2 family-domain-containing protein. The transcript has 2 exons. The coding region runs from base 1 to 1392 and encodes 463 amino acids. NCBI's taxonomy places the organism in Eukaryota, Fungi, Ascomycota, Sordariomycetes, Sordariales, Chaetomiaceae. The record is from RefSeq and is a predicted model, not a curated record. Gene Ontology annotation, molecular function: protein-containing complex binding. Gene Ontology annotation, biological process: mitotic spindle organization; kinetochore organization; meiotic chromosome segregation. Gene Ontology annotation, cellular component: Ndc80 complex; kinetochore.
AUGGCGUACAACCCACGGAUGUCAAUACUGCCCGCCGCGCAGCAGCAGUCGCGGUCGCGCAAAAAGGAGGAAGAGGCGGCCUACGCCAACAUGCGCCUGCCCGACCGCGAGAUCGUCGGCUGCAUCAACGAGCUCGGAAUCCCCUUCACCGUUGCCGAUCUGCAAAAGCCGAACCCGAUUCAAGUACAGAUGAUCUUCGAGUGGUUCGGCGAGCUGCUCAUGAACAAGACGCGCCAGACGGUCGACCCCGCCAUGCGCGCCGCGGCUGAGGACAUCUGCGGCGACUUUGGCGACUCGCUGAUGCCGCCUGACACGCGGAACUUGAUGGGCUUCUUCGUGUCGCUGCGCCGGUUGAUGCUCGACUGUGGAGUUACCGACUUCAGCUUCACCGACCUGUACAAGCCGACACACGACCGCCUGGUGAAGAUCUUCAGCUACGUCAUCAACUUUGUGCGCUUCCGCGAGAGUCAAACGAAUGUCAUUGACGAACACUGCAACCGGGCCGAGAGUACCAAGGCGCGCAUCGAGCAGCUCUAUGCCGAGAAUCAGAACAUGGAAGCCCAACUGGACGACAUGCACGCCAACAGAAGGCAAUUGGAGGCCCUGGUCGCGGAGAAGACGCGCCGGAACGAGGAACUCAAGAAGCGGCUGCUGGAGCUGCGGCGGAGCCAAGAAAAGGUGGCGGCACGGCUGGAGGAGGCCAAGGCCAAGAAGGGCGAGCUUGCCGCCGAACUGGAGGAAAAGACAGCGACCAAGAUCGCGCUGCAGAAGGAGAGCGCCAAGUUGCGGCCAUACACUCUGCAGAGCCCCUCGGCCCUCCAGUCCAGCCUGACGGAGUUGAGCAACACGUUGAACAACGACAAAUCGCAUAUCGACUCCCUCGACCGGCGAGCAAGAGCCCUACAAACCUCGACCGACUCCUUUGCCGUAGUCUGCAGCGACGUGGCAUCGUGCAUCAAGCUGUUGGAGGAGAUCGCGGUGGAAAUGGCCAAGGAGGAGGAAGACAACGCCAAGAAUGCGAAGCAGCGGGAUGCGCUCACCGAGCGCGGGGCAAACGUGCGCGAGGUGGAGCGGACCGAGGCACUGCUGAAGCGGCAGCUGGCCAAGUGGACGGAGCGCACCGAGACGCUGCGGGCACAGAGCCAGGACAAGGCGCAGCGGGCGAAGGAGAAGAUGGAAGAGCUGCGGGCGGUCCACAAGAAGUUGACGGAGGAGCGGUCCGAGAAGGGCAAGGACAUUGAGAGGAGGAGGGUCAGGAUCGAGCAGAUCGAGAAGAAGAUGCUCGAUCUCAAAGAGAACAUCGAAAACGAGGUGCACGCAGCACACGACGAGUACCUCAAACUGGAGGCUCACAUCAAGCUGUACAUCACGGAGAUGGAGCAGGCCAUCUAA